AUGUUCCGACAAAUUUCGGAGGAGCUAAUUGAUGACUUCUGUCGUUGUGGGAAGCCUACUGUGCGAAAGACGUCAUGGGCUGAUGGUAAUGCGGGGCGGAGGUACUCAGCAUGCGAAAAGUACCGGUUUGCAAGUAAAGAAAUUGUCCUGUCAACAAUUCAUGGACAGAUGGAGAGAGAGGCAUUCCCAAGUACACGACUCGCUCUGCUAAGAGGACGGACGCUAAAUCCGGAGGAGGUUGAUCCUCCGCGCUUCCCAUUUCAAAAGGAAUCACCUGUUAAACACAAGAUGCAGCAACUCAACACUGAUAACAACACUUCACACUUCCAGCUAUAG
Striga asiatica is the source of this 336-nucleotide messenger RNA. The record is from the annotation of a GenBank genome assembly. Lineage: Eukaryota; Viridiplantae; Streptophyta; Magnoliopsida; Lamiales; Orobanchaceae.